AUGCCCCUCGACACAAUCUACCUCACGCGGCACGGCCACCGCCUAAACUGGACAAUCGACUACCAAACAGGCGUAUACAGCUCGCAGUUCCCCACGCCCACAGGCAACCCAGCCGACCCAACCCUCACCUCGCAUGGCGUGCGGCAAUCCCACGAACUCGCAGCGCAUAUCCUCAGCGAGAAUAUCCACCCCAAGCCGUUCCGCAUCUACUCCAGCCCGUUCUACCGAUGUAUCCAGACGAUCCAGCCUACAGUUGAAGCGCUGAAGCACUCCCAGGCCUCUCCUUCUACCUCUGGUUCUGCAUCUGCAUCAGAAUCGAAACCAGUAUUGUUAGACCCUCACGCGAAAUACGACAUCAGGGUCGAGAACGGUCUCGGGGAAUGGUUCGGCUCGACCUCGUUCUUCGAACACCCAACCCCACCCACGCUCUCAAGCCUACUCGCCUUCCCAACCUUCACGCCGCAUCUCGAGAAGAAGACCAGUGCCACCACCAGCGCACCAGCCGCCGCCCUGUACACGUCCACCCGGGGCGAAACCAUCGCGCAACUGCACGACCGGGCCGCCGCCACGCUGGCCCUCGUAAUCCGCGACGUCGACGCCGAAAUCGCCCGCCUGGAGGAAGAGUCCCCGCCGGCAACCAGCAAGGCGAUCUUGAUUUGCUCGCAUGCCGCGCCGCUGAUUGCCAUGGGGCGGGUCCUGACGGGGGAUAUGCCUGCGGAGAGCUCGGAGGAGGAUUUUAGGGUUUUCACGGCGGGGUUGAGUACGUU
This is a messenger RNA of Aspergillus ochraceoroseus IBT 24754, 767 nucleotides long. RefSeq names its product phosphoglycerate mutase family protein. The transcript is spliced from 3 exons. The record is from RefSeq and is a predicted model, not a curated record. The annotation marks the transcript as partial. Lineage: Eukaryota; Fungi; Ascomycota; Eurotiomycetes; Eurotiales; Aspergillaceae.